This is a messenger RNA of Arthroderma uncinatum, 1185 nucleotides long. RefSeq names its product tyrosyl-DNA phosphodiesterase 1. The record is from RefSeq and is a predicted model, not a curated record. Gene Ontology annotation, biological process: double-strand break repair; single strand break repair. Gene Ontology annotation, molecular function: double-stranded DNA binding; single-stranded DNA binding; 3'-tyrosyl-DNA phosphodiesterase activity. The transcript has 2 exons. Gene Ontology annotation, cellular component: nucleus. NCBI's taxonomy places the organism in Eukaryota, Fungi, Ascomycota, Eurotiomycetes, Onygenales, Arthrodermataceae. Bases 1 to 1185 code for a protein of 394 amino acids.
AUGAUACCCCGAGACUGGGGUAAUAUGUCCCAGGCGGUUUGGAGGUCACCAUUGCUUCCACUAUCGUCGUCCACGACGGAGAAUGCUUGUGGAGAUAUCGGAAGCGGCACUCGUUUCAAAAGAGAUUUGCUUGCAUAUCUAGACGCGUACAACAAUAAGAAGAUUGGCGGCCUUGUGAGCCAACUGAAGAGGUAUGACUUCAGUAAAGUGAAAGCUGCACUGAUCGCUAGUGUUCCGUCAAGGCAACCAGUCAAAAAACUUGACUCCCGCGAGAGGACCCUUUGGGGCUGGCCGGCGCUCAAAGAUACCAUUGGCUCUAUCCCUAUAGCAAGCAACUCGAAUCGGAAACGGAAGCCACAUAUAGUGGUUCAGAUAUCAUCAAUAGCCACCCUAGGGCAGACGGAUAAAUGGCUAAAAGAAACAUUUUUCAAUGCACUAUGUCCCCGAUCCAGAGUUAAUGAUGCUUCCAAUGCCACCCUUGCGAAAUUCUCAAUUAUCUUUCCCACACCAGACGAAAUUAGAAGGUCCCUAGAUGGAUAUGCAUCCGGGGGAUCUAUACAUACGAAGAUCCAAAGCGCCUCACAACAGAAACAACUAGCAUACUUGCGUAGCUACUUGUGUCACUGGGCAGGGGACACUGGAGGCCCCAGCGAUUCUAAUACUGCUGCUGCUGCUGCUCGACAUAACGCAGGCGCAAAGCUAAUACGCGAAGCAGGCAGAAGGAGGGCUGCGCCUCAUAUUAAAACGUACAUCCGGUUUUCCGAUUCAGAUAUGACCGGCGUCGACUGGGCUAUGGUUACUUCCGCAAACCUAUCCACCCAAGCAUGGGGAGCUGGCGCUAACACGCAGGAGGAAGUGAGAAUAUGCAGCUGGGAGAUAGGGGUGCUGAUAUGGCCGGAUCUUUUCGGCGACAAGUCAGAUGGAGGCGAGGUUUCUUCAAAUAACCCUGUUGAAUUGAUUCCUUGCUUCAAAUCCGAUAUUCCCUCUCAAGAAUCACCACCCCCUGGGACCGACUCCACAAAUUCUACCUCGAAUUCAGGCGCCACGAAUUCUACUAGGGUUGGACUACGUAUGCCGUACGACCUUCCACUUGUUCCGUAUACUCAUCGAGAUGUUCCGUGGUGUGCCACAGCGGUGCAUAGGGAGCCCGAUUGGCUAGGACAAACCUGGGAAGAGAGUGGUUAA